AUGAUAGUAGUUCGUGUGCAAGAUGAAACUGGUUCUUCUUUGUUCGUAUUGUUUGAAUGUCAUGUAAAAGAUCAUAUUCAUCGUGGAAACCAAUGGUUGAUGGAAAAAAUAGCUAAGGAUCAAGGACGCCAACAGAUACCUGAUGAAUUCAAAAUCCUUAUAAAUAAGAAGUUUAUCUUUAAAGUUCAGAUAUCCAUGUUCAAUCUAAAAAAACAACUAUCAUGUUUACACGUGCAGAAGUUGACUGAUGAUGAAAUGGUUCUUGUUGAGGUUUUUAAACGGUCACCAAAUCAUGAACACUAUAUUCUAAAUGAUAAUGAUACUCCUAUUAACAAGCCAAAUAAGGAUACUACUGAUUAUGUGCAUGAUGACAAUCUUGAUAUUGUUGGCCUUGAAGCUUUAACACUGUCAUCCAGUACGGGGAAGCGCCCAAUAAGUAAUGAUGCUAACACUUAUUCUUUGGAGUGGUCUUCUUCAAAAAAUGGUGUUAUUCCUGCUAACUUAAAGAUACCAAAGUUGGAAAAGUUUGACGAAUAUGAAGCCAACCAGCAACAUUUUACAUUUCAUCUUCAAUAUGUUUAG
Molecule: messenger RNA, 582 nt
Organism: Lactuca saligna
Lineage: Eukaryota; Viridiplantae; Streptophyta; Magnoliopsida; Asterales; Asteraceae
Source: the annotation of a GenBank genome assembly